Messenger RNA from Dreissena polymorpha, 4932 nucleotides. Its product is annotated as glutathione hydrolase 1 proenzyme-like. NCBI's taxonomy places the organism in Eukaryota, Metazoa, Mollusca, Bivalvia, Myida, Dreissenidae. Gene Ontology annotation, biological process: glutathione catabolic process. The coding region runs from base 175 to 2019 and encodes 614 amino acids. The record is from RefSeq and is a predicted model, not a curated record. The transcript has 12 exons. Gene Ontology annotation, molecular function: glutathione gamma-glutamate hydrolase. Gene Ontology annotation, cellular component: plasma membrane.
UACAUACAUAGGUCGUAGUCACCUUUCCGACACCUACUCGGACACGGUUAAGAAGCCUAUUACGCUAUAUAUCAAUGUUAUUUGUUAAAGUAAUCUUAGCAAAGAACGCAUAGUGAAAUUUCAUUCGCACUAUUUACUUCGAACGAUUUAUGAAGACAGUCAGGAUUUAGAAACAUGGGUUCAGGCAGGAACAUAUCCAAGUCUCGAGCCUGGGUCAUUGUGGCAAUCCUCUUCUGUGCAGUCAUAGUAAGUCUCGGACUCGGUCUGGGCUUCGGGUUACGGAAAUCCGAAUCCGCAACAGAAUUAGUCGACGGAACCACAACAGCUACGCCCUUGUCAAAUUCACCGCUAUAUUCACCACCUUCUCCGUCACCAGAAGGAAAAUAUCGCUUUGCAGCGGUAGCAGCCGACAAUGCAGAAUGUUCAAAAAUCGGAAAUCACAUAAUGGCUGUACAAGGAGGAAGUGCUGUCGAUGCGGCGAUAGGGGCCAUCUUGUGCGUUGGGGUUCACAACAUGAUGAGUUGUGGGAUUGGAGGCGGCCAUUUUCUCACCUUCUAUAAUAGAACCUCUGGCAAGACAUACGCGGUGGUAUCUCGGGAGCAGGCACCUUCCAUGGCAACAGAGGACAUGUUCACUUCCGGGAAGAACGCCUCCUCUACUGCAGGUGGGAAAGCUAUCGCCAUACCCGGUGAAGUUCGCGGUCUAUAUGAGGCAUGGAAACUUGGUGGUCGGUUACCAUGGAAACAAUUAUUUCAACCAGCAAUAAAGCUUUGCAUGCACGGAUUCAAUGUCAGCAAAGCGCUCAGUGAAAGUAUGGCAGGACAAGAAGUACAGUUCAAGAAUUUCACUUUAUUCGUACAGCUGAUAACAAACAACCAAACUGGUAAAACGUACAAAGAAGGCGAAACGAUGAAGCUUCCAAAAUUAGCGCAAACAUUACAGGUGAUCGCAGACGAAGGUCCGGAAGCAUUUUAUAAUGGCAGUUUAGCAGACGACAUUGUUGCAGACAUUCAGGAAGCGGGUGGUAUAAUCACAAAACAGGACUUGGCCAAUUACACGUCAUUUGUUGGGGAUGCGCUAAACUUCACUCUUCAUGGAAACUACACAGCGUAUUCUCCGCCUUUGCCUUCCAGUGGAGCCGUCUAUCUUUUUAUAUUGAACAUUCUGAAUGAUUUCAAGUUUACUCCGGACAGCGUAUCCAAUGUUGGCUGCGCAACCACCACUUGGCAUCGAGUAACUGAGGCAUUUAAGCAUGCAUAUUCUCUGCGCACACAGCUUGGUGAUAACAACGUUGGCUCGGAGGCAUUUAGGACGUAUGUUGCAAAACUAGUAAAAAACAUGACUGACCCUUCAUUCGGUUACGCCCGAAAACAGCAGAUCGAUGAUUCGAGAACGUUCGGCUCGGACUACUACCAUCCGAUAUUUGAUAGCCCCUGGAAUGAUCACGGCACCGCCCAUCUAUCCGUUCUUGGACCGGACGGAGACGCCGUGUCGAUUACCAGCACUGUAAACCUGUUCUUUGGUUCCAAAGUGAUUGGCAGUCGUACGGGAAUCAUAUUCAACAACGAAAUGGACGAUUUCUCAACGCCAGGGACUGUGAACUAUUUUGGAGUGCCGGCGUCUAAGGCAAAUUUCAUCGCUCCUUGGAAGCGCCCAUUGUCCUCCAUGUGUCCAAGCAUUGUCGUUGACGGCGAAGGUAAUGUUCGGCUGGUAAUCGGCGCUUCCGGUGGUACCAGAAUUACAACUACAACGGCAUUGGCGACCAUAGAGGCAUUACAGUGGAACUGGGGAAUAAAACAGGCUAUAGACUACCCGCGUAUUCAUCAUCAACUGUUUCCACAAGAACUGUCAGUACAGAGAGGUUUUCCACAGGUGGUAAUAGACGGUCUGAAAGCACUUGGUCACAAUGUCUCGGUGGUAUCUAGCGCGAGUAGCACGUGUCAAGGUAUCGUACGAAAGGAGAACUUUGUCAUGGCUAAUUCCGAUUAUAGGAAAUACGGUGAACCCGAUGGAUAUUAAUCUGCUUUACAGCAUUAUCAUCAGCAUAGGCAAACUAUCUUUGUGACAUUCACCUUUAUUAAAAAAUCACGUGCCACACGAGUAUUGUAGUCAUUGUUAAUUUUCGGAAUGAAUCCCAGCGAGCUUGGGGUGUUAAGCCACCAGCAAUAACUUGAUUGAACAAAGUACAUAAAGCGUUUUCAUCAGUAGGUGCCAACAAUAGGUGAAUAUUUAAUGUCGGUUUAUUCACAAUAACGCAAGAUUUGUUUUAAUGCAUACAAUUGAACCUUGAUAUGUUUUCUUCUAUCCCGAAUCGAGUGCAACACAUAAUAUGAAACAAAUCUCCACGCGGAACUUUUGCUCAAAGCAUUCACAUACGCUCUCUGCAAUAACAAGAAACACAUUUGUUCAUUGAUUGUUUAAUGCAUUAAGUGAUUACCCUUUAAAGAUGUACCAUUCCUGGAUAUUUGGAAAUAUGCUUUUGAAAGUUCAUAUAAGUAAAUAGAAGACAAAUAGCAGUUGGUGAUAAAACUGUUUGUUUCAGUUUUGUUUAAUAUUAAUUGAUUUCAAAAAUUUCACAAAAAGAUGUGGAAACAACACAAGGGCUGGAACGGUGUUAGGAUAGUGUGAAAAGGUGUAUUUUGACCGAAAAUGCCAAACACCAAAUUUUAAUAUAAUACUACUAACAAGGGUUUCAACUAAAAAAAAAAAUUCUGACAGCCAUCAAACAGAGUCAAGUUGCAUUGUCAUAAAAUAAUUCAAAUUUACAACUUUAGCAUGUAGACAAAGCUAGGACAUUUCUCUAUCAAUAAACAAUAACAACUUUUAGCAUAAGGCAUUGACAAUCCCAUUUUGAAGAACUUAAACACUCAAAUUGUCAUUCUUUUUUACUAGGUCGAGAAGGCGAAACACGGCGAACACCGACAUUCACGAACUAAACGCGUGUCUUGAACGCAUGUGCACACACUGUUCCACCUUGCACAAUGAGAAAAAACACAUACCAAUGAAAAUAAGUUCAUUCCUACCUGUCGAAAGUGUCAGAUUAACGUAUAUCUUACAUAAAUAGUGAUGACUUGAAAUUGUGUUUAUCAAUUCAGCCAUUAAGGUCACGUAAAUCUGUUCGUAACACCUCGUUUCAUUGGCUACUGUACUGGACAUACUAAAAUCAACGAAGUCACUCAAAGCUUUGCAAAGUAUUGCCCACUGGUUCCCUCUCUGAUAAUUGUCAUUACGUAGAUAUCGGAUACCACUAAACCAGAAUGAGAUGUAAACAAUCUGUUGUAAAUUUCAUCUUCCGACUCGUUCAUAAUUUGUCAGAACUUCUGUGCGUGUUGUUACAUGUAAGUUAGUUGGAGUGCUGACACACACUUUUGGUCUUUACAUAAUGCAGCCUUAGGAGUAACAUGAACUCAUGAACUUCCAAACAUGCCACACACCCUUCUUAGCAUGAAAACAAUAUUUACAUACAUGUUAUUAAAUCUAAUAAACAAAUAUUAACAAUUGACCCUCAUGUUUAUAUAAUAAGAAUUCAAUGUAAUAAAUAUUGAAACUUAAAUGCCAAUUUAAACACCUUUAGAUAAUGCAUGUGUGCCAAAUAUACGGGUUUUGAAAAGGACAUCUCAAUGUUUACAAAAUUAAACAGUACUAAUCACCGGGCCCAGAAGCGUAAAAUAAUUAUCUAAUUGGGAGACUCGUAUUAAAAGUUGCUUAGUCUUCCACUCCGAGACAAGUGAUGGCCGUCAAAUUUUGAAACGUAAAUUCCUUAUCGAAAAAACCCUGAUUGUAUCGAUCGGUUGCUUGUUUCGCAUAUUACUAAAUGGUAAAAAGGUAAAAUUUCGGUUUAUUUAUCGAUUUUAUGUACAUGCGGGGAAAGGACCGCAGAUUCGUUCUAGACACAUGUUUACGGCGCGAAUACAUGUGUUCGCAGUGUUGCCAAUUCUCGUCCGAGUAAACAAGAGACAAUUUUUUAGCGUUAAUGUUCUUCAAAAUAUGAUUUUCAAUACCGUGUGCUUAAAGUUAUUAUUGUUUUUGGUUAGCGCUAUGUCUUAGCUACGUCUAAAUGUCAAACAUGUUAAUUUGUAUUAUUUUAUGGCAAUGCAAAUGGACUUUGAUUGAUGGCUUUCUGAAAAUAUUUUUUUUAGAUGAAGCCCUUGAUAUUAUCAUUAGAUAUAAUUUUGUUUUUGAAUUUUAUGUGUAAUCACACUUUAUUAUACUAUCCAAACACCGUUUUAGCUCCCUAUGGUAUCGAACAAAUCGACUUUAUCAGUUGAGGUUGCAUUAUACUAAAUAUUCGGGUCGUUAAAGACUUUACUCGCUUAAUUAAUAAACAUAUUGUUAUCAAAUUAACGUUUCAAGGUCUAGAUUGAUCUGGUUUUAUCCUUUGGAGAACUAAUCAUUUACUGGAAUAUGAUAAAGUAAGAUACCAUAGUAGAACUUUGCACUGAGGAUAAUUGCAUUCCACUAGAAAACGGACGGGAAAAAGGUGCAAAAACAGUCGAUUUUUAUUUGUGUCAAGUUAUUGUUUAGGUUGUGCAUGGUAGGUCUUUCGUAUUGCUUAAUGCAAUUUUCCCUUGAAUGCCUUUUAGUAAUAAGUAUGGUUAUGUGGGUCUCUAUGUGUAAAAUGUAAAUAUAGUAUGACCUUGAUGAGAACACGUCAACAUUACACUUUGUUGAAGGAUUGCUUUUGUAUUCUCUUGAUAUUUAUUUGUCAUACUAUGUAAAAUAUGUUUAAACUCAAAAUCAUAUUUCAUUACAUAUGAUUAUAGUCAUUUUUACACAAUUUAUAUUUCAGGUAAGUUAAUAUUAAAAGGUAUGCAUGAAUUUGUUAUUGUAUAAGGUUUACCAUUGUUUUUUUUAUAUUAUAUAAAACGAUGUAUUUGUUUUACAUUGAAUAUCACGAAUGUGUAAUAAUAAACAAUUUUACAUAAACGUUAA